Molecule: messenger RNA, 4674 nt
Organism: Seminavis robusta
Lineage: Eukaryota; Bacillariophyta; Bacillariophyceae; Naviculales; Naviculaceae
Source: the annotation of a GenBank genome assembly
GUACGUCAUUCACUGAUAUUUGAGUCACGAGUUUCAACGAAUGUUUGCUUCCACACAAAACCAAGCGAUCCAUCCGAGACAUCAAAGGCCAAAGGUCCCAUCGAUCCUCUUGGUGUCAUAAUAUUCAGAAGCCAUACCGGUAAAGAUGCGGCAAUCAGCACUAGCUCUCCUCGCAGCUCACCUGUCAGUAGGCUGGGGCAGUGCUGCUGCCUUUGUCCAGCCCAUCACUCCUUCAUCUUCCUCAAGUUCUGCCACCACCGAAUGCUACCGUUCCCACGGGCAAAUAUUGCGGCUUCAGCCCAGUUCUUCGCCCCGUUAUGUUGCUGUGGACCGUCAGUUUUCACAUGACAUCGAGGAUAAACAUGCAAGUAACAGUGCUUCUAAUGGAAGCAAUGGCCAUGUUCAAUCGUUGUGGGUAUUUGUGCACAGUCUACAACGAGAGCGCAGAGACAAGAGUUUGCUACUACAAAAACAGAAACAGCAACGGAAACCGCCGGUCAAUAAAAGUGCAUCUUCAGAGACUGCCAGAACCACACCAUCAGUGGACAGGAGGAAACAUCAUCCUGCCAAAUCUCUGGUAUCAUUUCUCGGCAACAAUCGCUUUCAGCCACCAUCCGACAACCAUCUGCUGCCUCCAGAGGAAAGUGACGGUCUCUCCCAAACUUCAGCCACCAACAAUGUCGAACCAUUUUCCAGAGCUGUCGUACAAGCUAUACGGUUAGCCAGUGAAUUGGGAGAUUACAAGUUGAUUCUACAUUUGGUCCAGGCAUCCAUUCACUAUGCCAAUGAAUACCCCAUUAUCAUGCCUCGUGUCUUUGGAGAAGCUAUUGAUGGAUUGGCCAAGACUUCUGCCAAUAGUGCCAAAAUCAAACAAUUGUGGAAUCUUGGUGCUUCGCAACAAGCCCAAGCCGUCUUGACAGAACCGCUGGGAACUUUUGAAUUGAAUAUCAUGAUCAAAGCCAUGGCAUCACGAGGAAAAAUUAGAGCCGCAUUGGACCUGUAUCAGGAAUGCACAAAUAACCAUCAAGACGACGACUCUAGUAGAAUUUCCCCAGAUCCAUUUACACUAUCGGCCAUUUUCACUGCUCUUCAAGACUCGAUCGUUGACGAUCAGGCAAACACAGCAACACCAACGAGUACCCCACAACAACAAGCGACAAAACGAGACAGCCCACCAUCACGAGCUGUAUGGUCGCAAUGCUGGCAGUGGAACGAAGCCACCCAAUUGCUUGAAUCUUAUCUCGCACAGGGAACAUUUCCGCCGUUGAACAAUCACGUCUUUUCUUCCUUAUUGAAACUGAACGAUCGAGCCUCGCAGGUAUAUUCCCCGGCAGGUCACAAUGGUCCCAAGGUGGCCCUAUCUCUUUUGCAUACGAUGCACGAGCUCAACAUUUCACCAGAUGUUGUCACCUGCACUCUCAUCAUUUCCAAUUUGGGAUUUCAAUGGAAAACAGCCGUCAAUAUGCUUUACGCCAUGAAAACGACAAGCUUGGACGAUGCCGAUAGAAACAGCAAAACGGUCGAUUCAUUGUCGUGGCAAUUGCCUCGUCCCAAUGUCUACACAUAUUCUGCCGCCAUUACCAAUUGUGCUCAUUGUCAUCAAUAUCAAGCGGCCAUGGAAUUGCUCCAGGAAAUGAAAAAUGACGACAGCAUUGAUUCGCCCAAUACGUGGGUCUACAACGCCGCGCUCUUGGCCACGACACGAAGUGAUUCUGUCAACUUCUUGCUCCCAGCAGUAGCAACAGAACCAACCCAACAUACACAAAAGUCACCCAAACAAAAACGAAGUCGAGAGAGAUUGCUCAUGGCCAUGAAACUCUUACGAGAAAUGCAACAAGAGGAGAAGAACGAUAAUUGCCGCCCCGAUACGGUGACAUACAACACGGUCUUGGCGACGUUGGAUGGUAUUGCAAGUCCCAUGAUAGAACCGCAAUCGGUCAAUGGUGAACUAGAGAACCAAUUUGCUUCCUUUUUCGAUGGGGAUCCAACUGUAUCGCAACAAUACGAAGGGGAUUACUUUGAAGAAAUGGCACUGAACCGUCUCUUGGAUGAAAUGCAGAGUUCCGAUAUCAAGAGAGACAGCAUCACGUACCGCAAUGCGUUGCUAGCGGUACGGUUCUCCAAUGACAUUGGGGCCUCCGUGAACCGAGUACUUGAUCGGGCAUUGUUAGACACGAAAGCUCUGAGUGCGUCACCCAGGAACAAUUUCGAUGUGGAACACGAUUCUCAGUCAAGCAAAUCCACGCUUACGACUGCUACAAGAGCGCGGCAAUUGGAUGGGAAAGCAGCUGAUGGCACGACGUUUGUACUUGAUACAGCCAUGGCGGUGCUGUCAUCUCGGGGUGAAGUAGAGGCUGUCCUUGAAGUAUUCAAUCAACUGAUGAAAAGGACAGGAACAGUUCAACAACGACCAAAGCCGAAGGUGCUUAUGGAAAAGAUCAGCUCGGCUCAAAUACACCUGGUCCAUGCCUUGGGCCGUGCCCGAGGAUGUGCUCCGAUCAUUCCAUUAUUCCUUAACGCUACCCAAGGAGACCCUGUUGCUAGGUUGGCUGUCCUGAAAGAAUAUCCUACAAUGGACGAGAAGCUCUUGCGAUAUACCCCAGACAGCGAGGCGCUCUGCUCAUCGGCAAUAUCCUCUUGCUUGGUGGCAAACGAUAUAGAGAAUGCACGUGCCGUGCUUGCCUUGAUUAGGGAGAAAGGACUCAAGCCUUCCCAGUUGUCUCUCCAAGAGAUUGCCAGGACAUAUGCCAGGCUUGCGGUCAACACUGCUUCAGACGAAGCCCGAAAAGACGAGGAAACGGACAAACAGCAUAGGACAGAUGAAGAAGUUUCCAACGACGGCGGUUCAUUGGCCUUGAUUAGAGCCAAGAAUGCUUACAACAUUGCCGUCAAAACACUAUCGGAUCCUCCAGCUAGCCUCCUUUCAACUAUUGCAAGAACUUGCGCCACGCUUGGUCUGUGGACGGAAGCUUCUACUGUUGUGAAGCUCCUCCACAACCGAAUAAAAGAAACCGCGCAGGAAAACAUGGGAUCUGCCGACGCGGCUCGAGCAGUUCUACCUGCAUUACACCGGGCACUUUUACGGGCAUCGUCAAUCCAAGGCAAUGUAACUGCAGCUCUGUCGUUUGUCGAUAGCAUUCAAAGGCUAUCAAAGCACAUGGCGUCGUCUGUCGAAAGCGAAAACGAUAAGGAGGAACUGUUCUUGUAUCAAGCAUCAGGCAGCAAUGACGACAACAAAUCUGAACUUCGACAAGGUCUCACCUCGACCCUAGCACGCGACAAUGCAAUGGAGACAGUUGGCAUGUCUGCCGAAGACUGGAAGCUGCUGCUGAUUGCUGCUUCCAAGAGCGGGCACUGGCGUGUAUGUUUGAGCACUCUUCAGUUUCUUCGUCCUUUCCUGGAGGAAACCCAUCCUUCUUCACUUGGAAGUACCGUGGAGGAACGAAGUCGACGCUAUGGGCACCUUGCGCCUGCACUGACUGUUGCCUUGAAGUGCUUAGAAAAGCGCAGCCAGUAUGCUUGGGCUGUGCGCGCCAUUGACGAUUGGAUCGAAUGGUGUGGCCGACGUCCGCCAAAAGAAGCCGUCCUUGCAGCCAUCCGAAUCCUAAGCAAACGGUCUCGAGGCAGUGAAGUUAGCAGUCUGUUGGCACGAUGUACUGUGGGCGACGGCGCGGGGCUCCUGUCGUACUCGAAUGACGACAGCAGUUACGGCUUGGCUUUGCACGUGGGAGCCAUCACAGCUUUGUACAAGGAAGGGAUCUACGAUGAUGCCGAUGACGUCUUCAUUGCUGCCGUGCGGGGUAACUUUUUACCAUUUGAUCUCUACAGUGAAGAUCUGGAUGACGGAAGAAGUCGAAUGAUGCUUGACUUGCACGGUAUGAAUGUACCUGUGGCGCAUUCAGCAGUCCGAGUUGCCCUCCAACAAGAGGUUGAAGUUGCCAGUUGGACAGAUCAAAUGAAUGCAACGGGCAAUGUGGGAACUGUAUGGGACGAUGACAUGAUCAUAGUGACCGGCCGAGGUCGCAAUUCCGCGCUGCGAAUGCGCCCUGUGUUACGACCAGAAGUCCAGCGGAUGCUCGUCGAAGAGUUUUACCCUCCAUUGAGCACUGCAUCCAUUCCGGGAAAUAUGGGCGCUUUGCGCGUUCCCGCGGUGGAUAUCAAGAACUGGCUGUUCCAUCAGCGACAGCAAAAGGGAUCACGUAUGUUGGCCGUUGCAUCGGUUUUGCGGAAUGUUUCUUCCAUUGAUCGCCUGCGACAAUCUAUUGCUAGGAAGAUUCAAGUGGAACAAGAGGAGAAUGCAAAAUUGAACAAUGACGACAGCGAGGAGUGAAGGGGUGAUUGUGUUAUGAUGCAGUCUUCAAAGUAAGUGUGCAUCUAAAACAAAAAAGGUUCCAUCAUCCAUGCCGUAGCAAGGUACUAGUAGCCUGAGGACGACAACGAUGCCUGUCAUUGUCACAAUUUGUUCUUGGACCUGAUACGAAAACAACAUCGUGUAUUCCGUCCGUGCCUUUUGCUACCGGGUUUGGGCCUGGUGUGGACUCGACUCUGACUUAGUUGACUGCCUAGCUAGUAAUUCAUUCUGAUACAAAUGCUAGCUAGAAAACAAGCAAAGUUUAUUGAGCUCUUUUAAAAUAGGCAGCCAGCAGGCAUUGGCGCCAGCACUCCUCCAUGCCA